AGUGAUUGAUCAUAUCGUCAUAUUGAUUGGUCACAAUACAGUGUGCAUGUGCUACGUUGUGUUAAGAAAAAAAAACAUCAUCAUCAUCAUCAUCUAACAAAUGAUUGCUUGAUGAACAUUGAUCGAUUCAAUCUUAAGAUUGUUUGAGUGAAACAAAGUGAAAGUUGAAUAAAGAAUUUUUUACAUGGCUUACUAUUCGCGUAAUCUACUACUAUGGUUAUUGUUUAUAGUAAUAUUGACAAUCAUCAUCGAUAAUAAUGGACAACUAUUUUUUGUUGAAGCACAGACAUCCUCGCCAUCACCCAGAAGUUGGACAUUCGAUGAUCCAACAAUACUUCGUCAUGUACAAAUAGUGUUUCGUCAUGGUGAUCGAACACCAGUUUGGGUUGAACCACCUGAGCCAUAUUAUGAACAAAGAAAAUAUUGGCCACAAGGUUUUGGCCAACUGACCAAACAAGGAAAAGCAAAAGCUUAUCGACUUGGACAGCUAUUACGUGAUUUUUAUAGUGAUUAUCUUGGUAUGAGAUUUUCCACUCAAGAAGUAUCUAUUCGAAGCUCGGCAUUGGAUCGAUGUAUCGAAACUGCUCAAUUGAUUAUGGCAGGAGCUUAUCCACCCAAUUCUAGUCUUGCACGUUGGGAUAUUAGUCCAUAUACUGAACCGUUAGCUAAAUUAUGGCAACCGACACCCAUCGAAACAUUCAUACCGGCUGAUGACGAUACAUUACUUCGAGUGAAUAAACCAUGUCCAGAAGCGGAUGAAACAAAAGAACGAUUGUUAGAUUCUCGCCGAAAUAGACGUUUAUUACAACGACAUCGUCAAAUGUUAGAUCAAUUGGAAAAAAUCCUCUCAAGCCAUCUUCAUACGAUUGAACAGGUUUCAAAUGUACAUGAAAAUAUGAAUAUUAUGCACGAGAAUGCUUAUUAUUGGUACAAAUGGCAACCAGAAUCUGGUAAUCGUAGUGAAGAACUUUCUCAAUGGACACAAGAAUCAGAAGAAGAAAUCAAAAGACAAUUACGACAAUUCGAAAUGGCUAAAUAUCGUUCAAUGUUUGAUGAUGAUUUUAUCAAACAGGUUCGUGCUGGUGAGCUAUUACAUCGAAUUGGUGAUAUAUUCAAGUCGCGACGUUCAGUACUUGAACCAGCUACCGAUUUAGAUCGAGAUUAUCGUUUGAAUCUGUAUUCAACACACGAUACCAAAUUAGUUGCUUUGUUACAAACAUUGAAUGUAUGGAAUCAUGAACUUGUACCAUAUCUUGGAACAUUAAUGUUUGAAUUACAUCAAAGCCGAGAGAAUUCUUCACAAUACUAUGUUCAAUUAUGGUAUCUGAAUGAAACAGCCGAUCUACUUGAAUCAAAUUACGAGUUACGACCUCAUCGAUUAGAUAUUCCCGGUUGCGAUCAUGAUGAAUUCGAUGCAGACGAUCUUAUGUGUCCACUAGAUGAUUUUCUAAUUUUAAUUGAGCCAUUUCGACCACCACAAGAUUGGAAACACUCAUGUGGUGUUCAUUCUGAAUUGACAGCCAUGAUUAGCGUGAAUAUUCUUCUAUUGAUUGUUAAUCUAACAAUGAUGUUUUUCCUAUUAAUGGGAAUCAUGUACGUUUGUAGUUGUAUCAACAAUCGUUCUGGAUAUGAACGAUUACGAUGAUUUUUUUUUGUAUUCUAAUUCGUUUCAAUAACACUAAAAACAAAACAAACAAAUUCAUUCACAAACAUCCACUGAAAUAUUGAAGAUAACAUACUCACUUUGUGUGUUUUUAAUUUAUUAAUCAUUAAUCAAUACUAACACUUUGAUCACAUUUGUAAAGUUACAUUAUUUUUGUUGAAUUAAAAAUUCAGAAUGAGAAUAAACGAGCAAAAAAGAUUUUUUGAACACACACAUACAAUACGAUACUCGAUACAAUCGAUUGUUAGUGGCUACUUCCUUUAUUCACUGUAUUUCAUCAGGCAUUUUCGUUUUGAA
Molecule: messenger RNA, 1960 nt
Organism: Dermatophagoides farinae (American house dust mite)
Lineage: Eukaryota; Metazoa; Arthropoda; Arachnida; Sarcoptiformes; Pyroglyphidae
Product: lysosomal acid phosphatase
Biological process (GO): dephosphorylation
Molecular function (GO): phosphatase activity
Source: RefSeq, a predicted model, not a curated record